UAAAAUAUACAAUAUUUUCAGUUUAGGAUUUAUAAUGAAUAUUUAUAUUUCAUUUAUUUUAUCAAGACAAAUUCAUACAUCUGGAAGUUUUAAUUACAUAAUAAAAAUGACACGACUCAGGGUAGUAGACAAUAGCCAAAUUGGAAAACAAGCUAUGUUUGAGGGAAAACCACCCAAAUGUAUUCAUAUUUAUAAUAAAUUGAAUAUUGGAUAUAUUGGUGAUAAAAUAUUGAUUGCUAUAAAAGGAGAAAAGAAAAAGGGUAUUCUUGUAGGCUUGAAACAAAAGCAACAAGCAAAAAUUCCCAAAUAUGAUUCUAAUAAUAUUGUUUUGAUUGAAGAUAAUGGAACUCCAUUAGGCACACGUAUUUAUGUACCAAUUCCACAUAUACUUAGAACUGUUCUAAGACAAAAAACAUAUUCAAAAGGCGCUGAUUAUACUAAACUUCUUGGAAUUGCUUCUACAUUUAUUUGAAUGCUUUUUUUAAAUGUUGAAAAAUAACUAACAAAAAUUGGAUAAAAUACAUG
Molecule: messenger RNA, 525 nt
Organism: Ceratosolen solmsi marchali
Lineage: Eukaryota; Metazoa; Arthropoda; Insecta; Hymenoptera; Agaonidae
Gene: mRpL14
Product: mitochondrial ribosomal protein L14
Exons: 2
Coding region: 35-472 (145 amino acids)
Biological process (GO): translation
Cellular component (GO): mitochondrion; ribosome
Molecular function (GO): structural constituent of ribosome
Source: RefSeq, a predicted model, not a curated record